AGCUACUGAUAGUGCGUAUAACGUGUGACAAAUUCUAUUGAAGUAGGAAAGGAUAACAACCAACAACUCUUUUACCAAAAUUAUAUAUUUAGAUCUUUAUAAUAUCUUCCCCAAACAAUGUCAAAGCCCAUAACAUUCGUAACAGGAAAUGCCAAGAAGCUUGAAGAGCUUGUUGCCAUUCUCGGACCAAACUUCCCUCGCAAAGUGAUUUCCAAAAAAGUUGACUUACCCGAAUUGCAAGGAGAAAUAGAUGAAAUUUGUAUUAUUAAGUGUAAAGAGGCUGCAAAGUUGGUCGAUGGUCCUGUCCUCGUUGAAGAUACUUGUCUUUGUUUUAACGCCAUGAAGGGUUUACCAGGUCCUUAUAUUAAAUGGUUCUUAGAGAAAUUAGGCCCAGAAGGCCUCUAUCAAAUGCUUGCUGGAUGGGAAGAUAAAUCAGCUCGAGCUGUAUGCACACUAGGCUUCUCUGAAGGUGUCGAUUCGGAGCCAAUUGUCUUUCAAGGAAUUACCGAAGGAACAAUAGUACCACCGAGUGGCCCAAGGGAUUUUGGUUGGGAUCCAGUAUUUAAGCCUACAGACUACCAACAAACCUACGCUGAAAUGCCAAGGCUUGAAAAGAACAAGAUUUCACAUCGGUACCGGGCGCUUGCGGCGUUCCAAGAUCAUUUCAAAGCUGAAAAACAAUAAAAUCCAAGACAAAAUGAAGUGAUACACUUUAUUUGUAAAUUAAAAAAAGAACACACGGUAGAAAAGAAAAAACUUAAUUGA
This is a messenger RNA of Eupeodes corollae, 765 nucleotides long. RefSeq names its product inosine triphosphate pyrophosphatase. Bases 118 to 684 code for a protein of 188 amino acids. Gene Ontology annotation, biological process: nucleoside triphosphate catabolic process. Gene Ontology annotation, cellular component: cytoplasm. NCBI's taxonomy places the organism in Eukaryota, Metazoa, Arthropoda, Insecta, Diptera, Syrphidae. Gene Ontology annotation, molecular function: nucleoside triphosphate diphosphatase activity. The record is from RefSeq and is a predicted model, not a curated record. The transcript is spliced from 2 exons.